Chelonus insularis is the source of this 1943-nucleotide messenger RNA. RefSeq names its product synaptotagmin-1-like. Gene Ontology annotation, cellular component: plasma membrane; exocytic vesicle; axon. NCBI's taxonomy places the organism in Eukaryota, Metazoa, Arthropoda, Insecta, Hymenoptera, Braconidae. The coding region runs from base 392 to 1759 and encodes 455 amino acids. Gene Ontology annotation, molecular function: calcium-dependent phospholipid binding; syntaxin binding; phosphatidylserine binding. The transcript is spliced from 8 exons. Gene Ontology annotation, biological process: cellular response to calcium ion; regulation of dopamine secretion; regulation of calcium ion-dependent exocytosis. The record is from RefSeq and is a predicted model, not a curated record.
CAAUGGAUGUUAAACAAUUAAUGUUUUUUUUUUUUAUUUUUUUUCUAACUCUUUAAAUGCCCCGCGUACUUGAAUCGAUGGAUUGGCGUCGCCUAGUGGCGAAGUGCUCCAUAUCACGCACAAAACAUACAAUUUUAUAUGAGUGUUUAACAUUUCUCCCCAUUUAUAACGUCACAUAGUGGAUUUUUUUUUAUAAUUUAAAAGGAUUAGAAUAAUCAAUUUACAAAAAUGUAAAAACAGUUAUAAGAAUGAUUGGAUCCUUAUAUCCUACACCCUAAGAAAAAAUACCCAUGAAUUGGUUAACGCUUUAAUAAAUUUGUUUACAAUCGAAUUGGACAGAAUUAAGAACUGAGUUAACAGCAAUAGAAUGUAGGAGUAAAGAUUUUCGAUAAUGGAUAGUCAUUCUGCAAGUGCUGUUGCUAUAUUGAGCACGAUUGGAGCUGCAACAGGUGCAUUGUCAGCUGUUAUUUUCUAUGCUGUCUGUAUAAGACGUCGGUUCCCUCUGUUUAUACCUGGUGGUGGACCUUUAAAUUGGUUUGAAAAAGACCUUCUGGAGCGAGCAAAGGAAACAGCAAAAGCAUCAACAGAAAAGUUUGCUGAACUUGGAAAAGUUGGAAAUAUCCUUGGACGUGAUCCAGUAAAUAAUGUAAAAGAUGGAAUAUUUGAUAAUAUCACUUGGCAACAGAAAAAUCAACAAUUUGAUACUAUCUCAGAAACGGCAGACAAUGAUGUACCAAAAACUCCUCUCACUCCUUUUACACCAUCCCUUCUAGAAGAUACGGUAUUUUCUUCAAAUGAACGUAUGGUUGUGGUUAAAGUACAACCAAAAAUUUCUAAUGGAUCAACUUUAAGUAGUACGGAUAGUGAUUCAGGUUACCGUAAACAAUCAUCAUGGUCAUCUUCGUCUUCACUAGAUGAAAGCGGAGGUGAAUUGCAACUAAGCUUAUUUUACGAUACUACUCGCGGUAUUCUGUCCGUUAAAUUAAUCGAGGCUCGAGAUCUCAAACCAAGAGAAUUAAGUGGAAAUGCUGAUCCUUAUGCAAAAAUACGAUUAUUACCAGAUCGAAGCAAUACAUUGCAAACUAAAGUACACAAGCGAACUUUAAAUCCUAUUUUUGAUGAAGAAUUUACAUUUGAAGUUUCAACACUUCUUGGCAAUACAUUAGAAGUCCUUCUAUAUGAUUUUGAACCAGUAUCUCAACAUCGUGCACUGGGUUACGUCCAUAUACCUUUAUCUUCUUAUAACGAAACAAAUCUUACUACUAAUCCGUUAACAUUAACGAGAAUUGUCCGGAGAUAUGGAGCUGAAGGGAGUGUUUAUCGAACAGAUCCACUUGGAGAGCUGAUGGUAUCAUUGUGUUAUGACACAGCCACCAAUAGAUUGACAGUAAUUGUUAUAAGAGCUAUCAAUCUUUUUACUGAUCGAGAGGAAGCUAAAGGAUCUGAUACUUAUGUAAAGGUAAUAAUUUUCAAAGAUGGAAAAGCAUUAAAGAAAAAACGGUCAGUUAUCUGUCACGACGCUCAAAGUCCUGUCUGGAAUGAUGUUCUAGUAUUCGAUUUUGGAGAUAGUGAAAUUCUGCCUAUGAGCACGAUAGAAUUUUCAGUAAUAAGAACGAGUGGCCAAGUUUUAGCUCGAUGUCAAGUUUCUCGCAAGUGUCAGAAAGAUCUUUUCCAAAGAGUAUUAUCAGGGGUGGGUGCCUCAGUCCAAUGGAUUCCAUUGGCCAGAGACAUACCUGAAGCUGAUUCUGUAGAAGCUUAGUAAAGUAGAUGUAUUGUAGAUCAGUGACGUAAAGAUAUUGAAAAGAUAUUUUCACACCUUUCAACUGAAAAAUGUAGGAAUUGAUGUCUGUUUUUGUUUUGCUUUGAAUUUUAAUCAAAGUUCUUUCAGUAUUCUAGAUAUUUUACCAAAGAGUUUGCAUUUAUUAAUUGUUGUUUUGUACGUU